This is a messenger RNA of Cynoglossus semilaevis (tongue sole), 899 nucleotides long. It is a transcript of the gene rpain, whose product is annotated as RPA interacting protein. The record is from RefSeq and is a predicted model, not a curated record. The transcript has 7 exons. Gene Ontology annotation, biological process: protein import into nucleus. NCBI's taxonomy places the organism in Eukaryota, Metazoa, Chordata, Actinopteri, Pleuronectiformes, Cynoglossidae. Bases 119 to 802 code for a protein of 227 amino acids. Gene Ontology annotation, cellular component: PML body; nucleus.
GGCACGGGGUUAAAAGCUCAAAUAUUUUGAUUCGGAAAACAUGUCAGCUGAGUUAUUCAGGCCUUUGUGCCGUUUUCUUCAUAUACAUGUGUUGUGUCGAUCUUAGGUUGCGUUACUUAUGGAUGCCGUUGACAGACACCGUGCCCUUUACAAAGGCACAACUCCACCAUGGAAAGAAACGUAUCGCAAGCGAUGUGUGGACAGACUCAAGAACAGUCGGUCCAGGCUGUUGGACAGAUACCGUCAGAUGGGAGAGAGCCAGCACUGCAGCGGCUCCGGGACCUCCAUCAUCGUCCAGGAGGUGAUGGAGGAGGAGUGGACUGCUCUUCGGUCAGAAGACGAGAGACUUCCUUCCCUUUGGGGGCCAGAGGGUAUGGUAGAGAUGUUCAGCCUGAUGAAAGAGUAUGAUGAGCUGGCAGUUCUUGAAGAAAUCCAACAGGAACUUGCAUCACAGGAAAUGUCUAUUAUUGACGAGUACGAGAGGAACCUGCAGUUUGAGCAGCAGUACAUUUUAUCCGUCGUGGAAGGGAUGGACGAGAUGCAUGUCAUUUGUCCUGUGUGUCGCGCAAACAAUGUCAAUAUCAACAGUCAUUUUAUUUCCUGUCCCUGUGGACUGUACGUAAACACUAAGAAAAAGAACAUAACCCCAGACGUCCUGAGCCAUCUGCUGGAGUCCCGGGUGUCAGAGCACAUGGAGGAUUGUCUGCACGACCCAGUUUUCUCUGUAGCAGCGAACACAGACAGCUCUCCAAACCUGAUGAUCAGCUGCCAGGUUUGUGACUACUUGUCUGUCGUUCUGUAAAGGAGACACGAGAAUCCGAAGCGGCUCUGUCUGUCAAGAUUUAAUUUAAAGUUUUGUUUUAUAAUUGUGAAAUAAAGAAUUUUUUUUGUCAAUUUAA